AUGGAACGACCCGAAGUUGAGGAGACUCCGCGGAAGCGGCAGAAGAUUAAUUCUAUUUCGCAGACUGAUGGUACGGGAGAUGAACUACCACAGACCGAGGUGAUGGAAGAUGUCCAACCCUCUGCGGUUGAGUCUGCUGAAUUGCCUCAGACUGCUGUAAGGAAUGUCCAACCCUCUGUGGUUGAACUCUCUGUGGUUGAUGCUCAGCUUGCGAAGGAGCGCAAUGUCGGCAUCACGGAGUUUGUGACUUCUGAUAUUGGGUACUCCGGUGUCUUUAAGAAGAGAUAUUCCGACUUUAUGGUUAACGAGAUCAUGCCUUCUGGUGAAGUCGUUCACCUUCGGAAUCUGAAGGCCCCAGCUUCUUUGAAGGCGCCCGCGCACCAGACUCCAAAGGUGGAGGAUACUCCGGCUCCGACUGAAGCUCCUGGUAGCUCCACCACUAGCGAUCAAGCCGCGGCUGAAUUCAGUGUAUCGGCCGAGGAUAAUGUCUUGUUGGUGGAAUACUUUGGUGCUGAUAAAGCCUUGGAGAUAAUUGCCCUUCACAAGCGUGCGAUGUCGAGCAAGGCCAGACCCAAUGAGUUCGGUAGCGUGGCAAUUGUGACCACUGACAGAGAGCUCCGUACCAAGAUUCACCAAGCUAUUCGUCGCAUCUUCAAGUCACAGCUGGAUUCCACCACAGAUGAAAAUGGAAACCUGUCGAUCAAGGCAUCCACCUCACGCUUCAAAUCUAGUGGCCAAGGUGAUGGCCGCGAUAGAUACCAGCAGCGAACUGGUGGCCGGAUGAGCUGGGAGGAACUGGGUGGUGGCCACCUGCAUUUCACCAUCUACAAAGAAAACAAGGACACAAUGGAGGUUAUCGGGUUCAUGAGUGGCUUGAUGAAGACAAAUGCCAAAAAUUUCCAGUUUGCAGGCACCAAGGACCGACGCGGUGUCACUUCCCAACGCGCCAGCGUGUGGCAUGUCCAUGCCAGCCGGCUUGCGGAGAUUAACAAGAGCCUUCGUAAUGCAGCAAUUGGUGACUAUAAGUACCACCAACAUGGCCUCGAUCUAGGAGAUCUUUCAGGCAACGAAUUUGUAAUCACUCUGCGCGACUGCCAGAUCCCCGGAGUCGACCUCCAAGACCCGGAAGCUGCCCUUGCCAAAGCCACUGAGGUGGUUGGAUCGUCUUUGAAGAAUUUGUAUGAUCGUGGCUACUUGAACUAUUACGGCCUACAACGUUUUGGAUCUUUCUCAACUCGCACUGAUACCAUUGGACUGCAGAUGCUGCAAGGUGAUUUCAAGGGAGCAUGUGAAUCCAUCCUCCACUACAGUCCCCAUGUCCUGGAAGCGGCCCGAACUGGUGAUGAGUCUGUUAUGAUCGGCAGUCGCGAUAAGGAUCGCGCCAUGGCAAUUCACCUCUUCCAGGCCCGUCACCAAUCCAGAAAUGCUCUGGAUAAGCUUCCGCGGAAAUUUUCUGCCGAGGCCGCCUUGAUCCGCCAUCUCUCUCGGGCUCCCACUGAUUAUCUCGGAGCCCUGCAGGCUGUGCCUCGUAACCUGCGUCUCAUGUAUGUACAUGCGUACCAGUCACUCGUGUUCAACUUUGCUGUUAGCGAGCGCUUGCGACUCUACGGCGACAAAGUCGUCGAGGGUGAUCUGGUCAUUGUCCAGGAGCACCGGGACAAGGAAGAAUCCGUACCUGCUGCGCCCACCGAGACUGUCGAUGCCGACGGUGAGAUUAUUAUUGUUCCACAGGGUGCUGACAGUGCCAAUGCUGCUCAGGACCAGUUCAAGCGUGCACGUGCUUUGACUGCCGAGGAGGCUGCGAGCGGCAAUUAUUCUAUCUUCGAUAUCGUGCUCCCCCAGCCCGGUUUCGAUGUCAUUUACCCCGCUAACAAGAUGACCGACUUCUACCGCACCUUCAUGGCCAGUGAAAAAGGUGGUGGCCUGGACCCGUUCGACAUGAAGCGAAAGUACAAAGACGUCAAUCUCAGUGGUGACUAUCGCAAGGUCUUCAGUCGCAUGGUGGGCUCCAAGUAUUCCUUUGACGUGAAGCUGUACUCUUCAGACCAUGACCAGUUCGUCCAGACAGAUAUGGAUAUCAUGAAGGAAGAAAUCAAGGAAACAUCCACUGAGACUGGGCCUCAGACUGGCGACAAACUCGCCAUCGUGUUGAAGUUCCAAUUGGGAUCCAGCCAGUAUGCGACCAUGGCCCUUCGAGAGCUAACCAAGGGCAAGGCCACUGAGCACAAGCAGGAUAUGAGCGGAGGCAGAUAA
Penicillium taxi is the source of this 2253-nucleotide messenger RNA. RefSeq names its product pseudouridine synthase PUS7. Gene Ontology annotation, cellular component: nucleus. Lineage: Eukaryota; Fungi; Ascomycota; Eurotiomycetes; Eurotiales; Aspergillaceae. Bases 1 to 2253 code for a protein of 750 amino acids. Gene Ontology annotation, molecular function: RNA binding; pseudouridine synthase activity. The transcript has 2 exons. The record is from RefSeq and is a predicted model, not a curated record. Gene Ontology annotation, biological process: pseudouridine synthesis.